UGCCGGUGCAAGAUGAAGGUAGAGAAAUAAAAAUCAGGCGCAGGUUUACGACCUGUGGCGGGAUGUUUGGUAGCUUUACCAUCCUCGCGAGAAGGCGUCCACAGGCGGAGGAUAAAGCUAAAUGAUAGCUAAAGGAGUUGAGCGAGCCCACCAAGGAGGAGAAGGCAGUGGCCAAGUACCUUCGAUUCAACUGCCCCACCAAGUCCACGAACAUGAUGGGCCACCGAGUGGACUACUUCAUUGCCUCCAAGGCGGUGGACUGUCUACUGGACUCUAAGUGGGCCAAGGCUAAGAAGGGAGAGGAGGCGCUUUUCACCACCAGGGAGUCUGUGGUGGACUAUUGCAACAGACUUCUAAAAAAGCAGUUCUUCCACCGCGCUCUCAAAGUGAUGAAGAAAAAACCUGAGAAAGACACCAAGAAGGAGAAGGAGAAAGACAAGAGCAAAGGCGACAGCAGCAAAGAGGAGGAGAAAAAGGGGAAGAAGGAGAAGAAGAAAGAGUCUGAGGCUGCUGAAACCAAGAAAGAGAAAAGUGAUGACAGUCCUGGAACCCCCAAGAAGAAGAAGGAGGUGAAGAAGAAGUUUAAACUGGAGCCUCAUGAUGAUCAGCUGUUUCUGGAUGGAAAUGAGGUUUAUGUGUGGAUUUAUGAUCCUGUCCAUUUUAAGACAUUUGCCAUGGGACUGAUCCUCGUCAUCGCAGUGAUAGCAGCCACACUGUUCCCACUGUGGCCAGCAGAAAUGCGUGUAGGAGUUUACUAUCUAAGUGUUGCAGCAGGCUGCUUCGUGGCCAGUAUAUUGCUUCUCGCUGUUGCCCGCUGCAUUCUCUUCCUGAUCAUCUGGCUAGUGACCGGUGGGCGCCAUCACUUCUGGUUCCUCCCCAACUUGACGGCAGACGUUGGCUUCAUCGACUCGUUCAGGCCGCUCUACACUCACGAGUACAAAGGACCACGAGCCAGCAGCAAGAAAGGCUCAGACAAGACGGGCGAGAAAGACAACGCUGCCAGCACCAAGGCUCAGAAGUCAGACAGUGAUGAGAAGUCAGACAGUGAGAAAAAGGAUGGCGACGAUGAGGAGGAGGAGGAAGAGGAGGAGGGCAAAGAGGCAGGGAUAGAGGAGAGUAAAGAUGUAGGGGGCGUGGACCGCCACUCUGACACAGACAGCGACCGGCGAGAGGACGAAGGCUCACAGCACAGCAACGGAAAUGACUUUGAGAUGAUCACCAGGGAAGAGCUGGAGCAGCACACGGAGGAAGAGGAGGACGAUGACAAAGAGGAGGAGGAGGAGGAGGAGGAGGAUGAUGACGAUGAGGAGGAGGAGAGACAAGAGAGGAAAGAAGAAGAUGGGAGUGAGACUAAACCCCAGACUGCAGAAACAUAAACUUCUUACAGUCCCAUCACUCUCUACUUCUCUCUCUCUGUCCUUGCCUCCAUUCCUCCUGUGACCCCCAGGACCCGAUAGCCUGGCCUCUCUGAGCCCAUUGAGGCCAAGGAGAGACUCAGUCUUUUGUUGUUGAGAUCUUCCACUAAACAGCACCGACAGACCAGUACAGGGAUAGACACAACACUGAAAAGCGGUUACAACAAAUGGGGGGAAAAAGGAAGCCUAUGGUGGAUUUGAUCCCUCCCACCCAAAUGUUACUUAUGUGAAAAAGAAAGCUGCCACCGGACAUGUUUGCCUGAGGAAGGUGUCAACAAAAUCCUAUCAAACCAACAGUAAUAUGUUCUCCUUUUCUUGGUUUCUGCUUUUUUGUGUCUGUCGUUUCAACUCACUUUCAUUUAUGUUCUCUGUCUCAGGUUUAGUUUGGGUGUUUUGUGAGUGAGGUCAAAUCCAGAUCUGAACUGACCAGUAAGAGAUCUUGCCGUUUGCUUGCCCCAUUUUUUUUCUGUUUCAUUGUUGCCUUUGUGCUCUGUGUUGUAGGUAGUUCAUUUUCAUUCACCUUUUCUUUUUUCUUUUUUUUUUUUAGUAUAUGGUAGUUUAACUCUGACAGGAGCACACUUCACAUCCAUGCCAGCACAUCUGAUAACUUUUAGGCAGAACUUGAAGAAAACUGACCAGUGUGUCUGCUCUGUAGC
This is a messenger RNA of Monopterus albus (swamp eel), 2071 nucleotides long. It is a transcript of the gene sec62, whose product is annotated as SEC62 homolog, preprotein translocation factor. Gene Ontology annotation, cellular component: endoplasmic reticulum membrane; endoplasmic reticulum. The coding region runs from base 213 to 1376 and encodes 387 amino acids. The record is from RefSeq and is a predicted model, not a curated record. Lineage: Eukaryota; Metazoa; Chordata; Actinopteri; Synbranchiformes; Synbranchidae. The transcript has 8 exons. Gene Ontology annotation, biological process: post-translational protein targeting to membrane, translocation.